Molecule: messenger RNA, 5946 nt
Organism: Scheffersomyces coipomensis
Lineage: Eukaryota; Fungi; Ascomycota; Pichiomycetes; Serinales; Debaryomycetaceae
Gene: DCK1
Product: guanine nucleotide exchange factor DCK1
Exons: 1
Coding region: 249-5825 (1858 amino acids)
Biological process (GO): small GTPase-mediated signal transduction
Cellular component (GO): cytoplasm; plasma membrane
Molecular function (GO): small GTPase binding; guanyl-nucleotide exchange factor activity
Source: RefSeq, a predicted model, not a curated record
AGAGUGAGGCGAUCUACCUAUUUCCUAAAAUGGUCUAAUUAAAUACUUUUGCAUCGUCUAACCAAAACAGAAAAAAAAGAACAACACUCAAAAAAAAUAAAACCAUUUUGAUUUUGACAACCAAAAAUUUCAAGGUACCAAAAAUAAUUGAAAGUGUUUGCAACAGACAGUUGAAUUCGAUUGAUCAUUGGUCUUAGGUUCUAUCACGUAUAUAGUGACUAUAAGCCAUUGAAUUGCAUUGAUUGAUCAUGUCAUGGGAAUCUACACCGGCGUUUUUGGUGGGUAAGAUCAUUAAACCCUUUACACCAUUAGAUAAGGACCCUAAUUUAAAGAAUCCCAAUUUUAGAAAUUUAUAUCCUGGUGAUGAAGUUUAUAUCUUUGAGACUAAGAGGGAGAAAUGGGCUAGAGGUUAUGCUUUAACCAAACCAUUUCCUAAUGAUUUCACUAUCACUUCAGUUAAUUUGGAUGAUUUACCUCUGGUAAAUCAACAUAUUGUUAUUUUCCCCUUGAAAUUUGUUCAAGUUACAGCUAAGGUUCCCUUUGAAACUAUAUCAGUCCAUAAUGGGUUUAAUAAUAUCGUUGAUUCAGAGACUGUUCCUUCGAUUCAACAGGCUGAACAGGAUUAUAAACUGGCUCUUAAUGGUGAUGUGGAUACUCUUGUUUCUAGUAAUGGGAGUGGAACAACCACCACUAAUGAUACCCAGAGUAAAGUUCCUAUAUUACCUAUAAAGACAUUCCAACUUGGAGAAGACUUACAAAGUGAAAUCAAACACGCUUUGGAAUUAUUAACUUAUCAUAUAUUCGCGUUAUAUUCCAUUGGUGAAUUCAGAUUAUAUAAUAAAUUAGCUGAAAUUUAUCAUAAUUUAAAUUAUACUAGAAUCAAAUUAAAACAUAAUUUAUUAACUUCAAAUGAAACUCAAAGUGCAAAGGAAACAACUACCUUUUUAUUAAAUAAAAUUCCAAAGAAAUUAGGUUCAAAAUCAGCCAGAUUAAAUUCUCAAUCUUAUGAUUUAGAUAAUGAUGAUACUGAUAUUUCUGGUUAUAAGGCUCUCUUAGCUAGAGAUCCUAUCACUGGUGAACUUCUUUCGAAUGAUAAUUCGACUGCCCCAUAUAUGGCUUUAGAACAAUUGUUAGGUUCAUUAGAAUCAACUUACCCUAUUCAUGCUGCUGCAAAACGAAGUUAUUAUUCAUUAGAACCUCCUUCAAAUAAAAAAUUACUUGCCGAUCCUCCAUCUCAUAUCUUAGUCGAUUUCAAAUCAGUAUCAGGAUCAUCAGCUUAUCAACCGCCUGGUUUCCUGGGUAUGACAGCUUAUUUGUAUAUUCGUAAUAGUCGAAAAAGAUUAACAGAGGCAUUUGCUAUUCAUACCAAUUCAGUUGAUGAAUUAGUUCAAGUUGAAAAGAUUAGUGCUGCUCUCUUUAGAAAUAUUCCUUAUAGUGAAAUUGAAAAUAGUAGAGUGUAUUUGGUGGCUGUUUUAACUGAAGAAGUUGAAUUAAGAUCAAUGGCUACUCAUCUUAGAAGACUUAAAAAGGGUGUGGCUGCAGGUGUAACUGAUAUUACCAGAAUUUUUUCUAGUAAUAAAGAUUCAUUAGCUUCGGGUGAAUCUCAUAACUUCUCUAUCAAAUUAUUUGGAUCUUAUAUGAAUUCAAAAAAGAGUGGUACUGAUAAUGCUGGUUGGGGUGAACUUGUGGAUAGAAUCAUUACUGGUUCUGAACAAGGAAUUGCCGUUAAUCCAAGAGCUGAAAAGUUAACCGUUACGUUAAAAGAAUUCAAACAUCAAUUUGCUUCAGGAAUCCUUCAAAGUACAACUCUUACUUCCACCCCAAUAUCAAGAAUUAGACCAAUUUUCUUCGAUCCAUUAGCAGAGAAUUAUGAAAGACUUUAUUUAACCUUAGGAAAAGUAACAGCCUUAAAUGGAAUCAAUAAGGAUGAUUUAUUAACUUUUGAAGUUACAACCCCUCAAAAUGAAUUGAUUACUUUUGCUAAAGCAUCUAAUCAACAAGAAAAACGUUCAUGGCAAUUUAUAUCUGUAUUUCAAAAUGAAUCCAUUGGUGAAAUAGUUAAAAUCAAUGGUAUUUCUUUAAAGAACCCUGCCAAAAAGAAAUCUCCAAAAGAAGAUUUCAUCCAAUUAUCAUUAUAUGCCAAUGGUGUCUUAGUUGGUGAAGGUAAACUUUUAUAUAAAUCUAGUAAUAGAUUGGUUGAAUUUAGUAAAAGAAAAAACCAUUCAGUGGAAAUAAUGUCCUUGAAUCAUAAAUUACCAAUGGCAAGUGUUGAAGUUGGUACUGAAUAUGUUGGAAAAGUAUAUAAUUCUGAUUAUUCCAUUGAAAAUAUUUUCCAAUAUGAAAGAUUUAUGAAAUCUGGAUUAGAAGAAGAUUUAUCGAUGUCCUUAGUUCAAUUCUGUAAAUUAGAAAUUCCUCAAGUGGUUAAGUAUUUCCCGGAAUUAUUAAGUUCAUUCUAUGGUAUCCUUGAGAAACUUAAAGAAGAAGGAUUCACUCCUAGUUCACAAGCUUUAGUUGACCAUACUUUCAAAUCUAUUAUUCAUUUAUUAGAUACUAUAUUUGGAAAACAAGAUCAAUAUUUAUACUUGAUUGAUAAUUUUCUUAUCAGAUAUAAAUCUCUUCCAAAGAUUGGGGUUUUCCUUAUUAAUAAAGUUGCUGAAGUUUUUUCCAAUGCAACUGUAAAUUGGAAUGCAAUGUCUAGAUCCUUAUGUCGUAUCUCAUCAAUCUUAAUGAAAUUAUCGGUAUAUUCAAUUGAUGAUUCUGAUGAAUAUGUCAAAUCAUUAAAUAAUCUUUUCCAAUCAUGUACACUUUUCCUUUCCAUUCAAAAUAGUUCCAUGGUUAAUGAUCAAGUUCUCAUUAUGGAAAUUAUUGAUUAUGUCUUAACUUUCAAAGCUGAUAUUGAUGAACAAUCUAUUUUAAACUUUGUCGUUAGUUUCAUUGAUUCCAUUGGUAUUAGAGGAUUGGGUUUAAAUGAAGAACAACAAUCGCUGAUUAAAGAUCAUAAAAUCAUCAUUAACAAAUUAUUAUUAAUUCAUCGUCUUUUCAGCAGUUUCUUAGUGAAAUCACCAACUACGGAAAAGAUUUUAGUGUCUAAAUCAAUCGAAUGGGCUAUGGAAGUCUUACUUGGUCCUACUGAUAUUGAUGCUGCUAGAUUGGCAUUAAGUAUUUUGAAUGCAUGUUGUACUCAAUUAUAUUCUAGAUCAAAUGAUAAAGAGUCAUAUUAUCAAUUAGCAUUACUUUUACCUGCUAUUGCAAGAUCAAUGAUCAAAUAUAAUAAAUAUACUAGAGGUCAUGGAUUUUUCAAACCAAAAAGAACAUUCACCAAACUUUUCCCUACUGAAUAUCCAUUUAUUGAAUCAUCCAUGGAUCCUAUUGUCAAUGACGAAGUCUUGGUUGAAAUUUUAGUUGAAAUGGCAUCUGUAUUUGUGUUUAUCGCAAGAAUUGCCAAAGCCAAUCGUAUUGAAAUUAAAGAUGAAGUGUUCAAUACUGAAAGUCUUAUCACUGUGAUGAAUGCCGUUAAAUUAAUUAGACAAGGUGGAUUCUUCCAUCAUCAAAAAUGGCUUUCAUUAUUUGCAGUAUUCAUUGAAGGAAGUUUGACAUCUCUUGAAUUGAUUCAUCCUUUACUUGUUACGCAAUAUAUUCCACCGAUUGAUAAAUCUGAUGGUUUUGAUAGAGCAUUAUGGGGUAAUUAUUUUAAGAAUUUAUUAAAAUUAGCAGUAUUACCAGCUGUAUCUAUUGAACAUUUAUCUGUCGUUCCUAAGAAAGCAGCAGGACAAAUCACUGGUACUGUUCGGGAAAGAAUUGCCUUUUUACUUAAUGAAUCAUGGGAUUCAUUAGCUUGGGAUGCUACUAGUGAAGAUAUUGUUAGAUUCAAUUUAAAGAGAUUUGGAGGUUAUCAAGUUGAAUUCAUUACCAAUGAAUUUGGAAUUAUUCAAGAUUUAAUGUUAUUUGCUUUACAAAGAAACAAAGCUUGUCAAGUGGUUAGUGUGAAGAUAUUAUGGUCGCUUUUAAUUUCAGAAUAUUUAAUUAAUGAUACUUCGAUUGAUGCUAUUGAACGUGAAUCAUUUAUUGGAUUACAUGAUAUAUAUACCAGAAAUGGAUAUAAACCAUUGCCACAAGAACAAAAUAGUUUUAUUGAAAGAUUAAAGCUUACGAUUAGAAUUGAUCGUGAAGAUGUAUCAUUUGGAGUUAUUUAUAAUUAUAUUCGGAAUUUAACUGGGUUCUUGGAUGUUUUGAAUGAUUUAAAUAUAGUUCCAGUUGGACCUGAAUUUGAUGAUGAAAGAACUUUCCAUAAAUUGAAUAUUAAUACUUAUUUAAAGAAACCUGAAAUUUUCAAUUCAUUUAUUAAUUCAAUGUAUGAAGAGAAUUUAGUCAAACAUGAUUAUAUUCAAGCUGCUUUAAGUUUGGAAUUAUUAGCUUCAACUUAUUCAUGGGAUUUACAUAUCACAUUACCUCCAUCAAUUAGACCUAAAUUUCCUCAACAAUCAAUGUUUCAAAGAAAAGAAGAACUUUCUAAAUUGAUUGCUAAUAGUUUUGUCAAGGGAAAUAGUCUUGAAAGAGCCAUUGAUAUUUAUAAUGAAUUAUUGGACGCUUAUCAUGAAAAUACUUAUGAUUUAAAGAGUCUUGCAUACGUUCAUGGGAAAUUAUCUAAAUUAUAUUCUGAUUUAGAAUCAUCUGAUAAAUUAAUGCCAUCAUUCUUCAGAGUAUCAUUUAUAGGUGCAGGGUUCCCAGUUAAUAUUAGAGGUAAAGAACAAAUUUAUGAAGGGUUACCAUUUGAACAUAUAACUUCUAUUCAUGAAAGAUUAUUGAAGUUAUAUCCUGGUGGACGUAUUGUUACUAAUGAUGCUGAAGCUCGAAUUCUUGAAGAAAAAGUUCAAACUGGUAGAUAUUUACAUGUUACAACUGUUGAUCCAAGUACUGAAAUUUCCGAUAAAUUAUUUAAUACUUCGAUUGGGGUUAGAAAAUAUGCUAGAAAUAAAGAUUUAAGAUUCUUUACUACUAUGAAGAGACUUCCUGGUUCCAAAUCUGUAUUUGAUUUAUGGACAGAAGAAACUACUUAUGAAACCUAUCUUUCAUUCCCAACAUUAAUGAAUAGAAGUGAUAUUAAAGCUACUAAAGUAGUUAAAUUAUCUCCAUUAGACAAUGCUAUUAGAACCAUUUUAAAUAAGAAUAAUGAUCUUAUUCAACUUGAAAGUUUAAUUAAUGAAGCCAUUCAUGAUAAAGUUGGAUAUGAUAGUUAUUUCAAUGAUUUAUCAAGACAAUUAGCUGGUACGGUUGAUUCUCCAGUUAAUGGUGGUGUGGGACAAUAUAGAAAUUUCUUUACUAAUGUUAAGGAAGAAGAAGAAGAAUCAAUUAGAUUAUUAAAGAAUGUAUUUGAUGAAUUAGUCUUAAUUUUGAAUCGUUGUUUGAUCUUACAUGGAAUAUUAGUCCCUGCUACUAUGAAAUUAAGUCAUGAAGCUUUAAUUGAUUUAUAUAAGAAGAAUUUCAAAGAUGAAAUUGCGGAGUUGAAAAUUAUCCCGGAAGUUGAAAGUGCUCAUAAUACUAGUAAUGGUCUUGUUCCAAUCAUGACCAAUACUAGUUCUCUUACUCGUAAUGUAUCAACCACAGGAAGCCAUAGUAGUCCAAGUAGUCAAGAUACUUUAUCAUAUAUUCAAAACAGAAAAGUCAGUGGUGGAGGACCUCCAUCAAUUGCAGGGUCUAAGGUGACUACUAGAACUGCAUCAUCAGCAUCUUCUAGUACAUCAGACUUUUCCUAUGAUAGACCAUUAGAUCCAAAUCGUGCAAACUCUAAUGCUAAACGUAAUGCCUUGAAUUGGAGAAGAAAUUAAACUUAAAUACGUUAUAUAGAAUUAAAAAGUCAAUAAACAGACACUUUAUUAUAUAUAUGGUAGCUCCCGCUUACCCUAUUACCUGCAGGACCAAUUAAUUUUUGGUUGGUCAAUCCAAAAA